CGCUUUCUCCCUCUGCUCUGUAUACAUAUACGCGGUGUUCUCACGUCCAUGCACUGCGCUUUGUCUGGCUUCAUCUUCCAUUGUUGAUGUUCUUUCUUCUUCUCUACCAAGUUGCGAUCACACGAGGGUUGGGACGAUAUUGAAUUAUUUUUUCUAAGUCUAUUGUUCUAUUGACACUUUUUCGUCACGUUGCCCAAGACAAAGACAGACACUCGAUUGCGAGGCAUCCCAAUACCUCUUAAACCAUUAUGAUUGCCUCCUAUCCUGACGCUACGGCCCUGCCACAUGGCGACUCGCCAGAGCUGAUCCUCGUGCCGGCUUCGCCCGAGGAACGCAUUGAAACCAUCAAGUUGAACAGCACCGAAUGGAAAGGUCGGUUCGACAUUGACACGUACAUCGGGCGAGAGGAUCACCUGCUCGCGCAGCCCUUGACCAAAGAUGGAUUGACCUGCUGGAUUCUGGUCGACCGUCAAGAGCCGGAAGGGCGGCGAACGAUCCUAGGCUCUUGCGAGACGUAUCUGAAGACGGCCAUGCUGGCGCAAAACGGCGAGGUGUACAACGUCCCCUGCCAUGGCGUUGGGAGCGUAUAUUGUCGGCCUGAAUUUCGAGGCAAGGGAUAUGCGAAACGAAUGCUCCAGGAGCUGAGCGCAGUACUGGACAAAUGGCAUGACACCAAGGCAGUGAACAGAUCGGAAUUUAGCAUUCUAUUCUCGGACAUUGGGAAGAAAUUCUACGCCCAAUUUGGCUGGAAGCCGUUUCCAUCGUCGCACUUUGCACUUCCCCCGAUCUCCAAGGCCCAAUAUGACCUGGGGCUCGCCGGAACCGAUUUACCCCACGCGGAAUCUUUGCUUGCCCACGAUGUCCAGCGGUAUAUGUGUAAUGACACGGUUUUGUCCGGCGAACGCGAAGUGCUGCGAGCCGCCUCCCAGAACUCUCAUGGUGCCAAAGUAGCAAUAAUCCCAGACUAUAACCACUUCGUGUGGCACUGGGCUAGGGAGGAGUACUGCGCCGAGAAGCUCUGCACGGACCGGGAUGCACCACUGAUCAAGGGUGCCGGCGACAAGACGUCCGGGGUAUACUGUGUCUGGAACCGGAACUUUGGAGCGACCCCCGAGGAAAACACGCUGUAUAUCCUGCGGUGGAUUUACGAUGAGCCGACAUCGCCGGAAGAGGCCGAGACAACUACCAAGGCCAUGGCUGCGAUAUUGAGACGCGCUCAACUCGAGGCCCAUGAAUGGAACAUGGCCUCGAUUGAGUUUUGGAACCCAACUCCGUUGCUGCAGAAGGCAGUUGCUCUCCUGGACCCGACAGCCAAGGUGGUCCACCGAGAAGAGAGUAGUAUUGCUUGCUUGCGAUGGAAUGGCACCAAGCAGACGAAGAAAGACGCGGAGUGGUUCUUGAACGAGAAGUUUGCCUGGUGUUAGAUAAUUUCCUUCAUCGAGAUUUCAUGGACGGUCAUGUCCAC
Molecule: messenger RNA, 1465 nt
Organism: Aspergillus steynii IBT 23096
Lineage: Eukaryota; Fungi; Ascomycota; Eurotiomycetes; Eurotiales; Aspergillaceae
Exons: 1
Coding region: 249-1424 (391 amino acids)
Molecular function (GO): acyltransferase activity, transferring groups other than amino-acyl groups
Source: RefSeq, a predicted model, not a curated record